Messenger RNA from Austrofundulus limnaeus, 3138 nucleotides. RefSeq names its product nerve growth factor receptor b (gene ngfrb). Gene Ontology annotation, cellular component: plasma membrane; cell surface. Gene Ontology annotation, biological process: Rho protein signal transduction. NCBI's taxonomy places the organism in Eukaryota, Metazoa, Chordata, Actinopteri, Cyprinodontiformes, Rivulidae. Gene Ontology annotation, molecular function: nerve growth factor binding; death receptor activity; coreceptor activity. The record is from RefSeq and is a predicted model, not a curated record.
AGAAGAGUUGAAGCGCUUCAUGUGCCCGGUGCGAGAAGAGCGCACAACCCCAAAUAUCUACAUAUUCACUGCAAUGUCUCAUCCGCGUCGCUUGUUUCCAYUGACCGGACUGUUUGUGCAGCCGGAGAUUCAGGACUGACUUCUCAGCGACUUGACUUUCUUCUGAUCUCUUUUUCUCUCACACAACAACAAAGCUGAAAGAAAAAAAAAACUGAUCGCAGCGAUGACAGCUGUGAUUGUUUCACCUCGAAGUUGCUGAGAUUCGCAUCCUUCUGCAUCGUUGACUCUCUCCCUCCUCCUCUCCAUGCAGGCUAGAAACAGGAUGGAAUUGGUUUUAUUAUCAGUGUUACUUGGACUGGCCGGCGCUCUGGCCAAUGAGGAGAAAUGUUCCUCAGGGCAGUACACGUCGAGUGGAGAAUGCUGCAAGCAGUGUCCGCCUGGCGAGGGUGUCGUCACACCCUGUGGAGCUUCUCAGACCGUCUGUACGCCAUGCCUCGACAGUGAAACCUUCUCAGAAAACUUCAGCCACAAAGAGAGAUGCCAGUCGUGCACACGAUGCCAAGGCUUGCUCCGCAUGGAGACGCCCUGCACGGACUCUAACGAUGCCAUCUGUGUGUGCGACUAUGGUUACUACCUGCAUACGCUCACUCAGCGGUGUGAACCUUGCACUAAAUGUCCCGAAGGACAGGGCAUGCUGUACAGCUGUGAGUCAGACCACGACACCGUGUGUGAGGUGUGCAACGAGGACACGUACUCGGACCAGGAGAGUUCUCGGGACCCCUGCAUCCCCUGCACCACUUGUGAUGAAGGGGCGCCGUUGGAGGCCUGUACCCCUGUUAAAGAUACAGUUUGUGAAUCACCCUACUCGCCACCCUCRAGCACGCCUUAUACUGACUUCGUAACACCCAUCGAUGAAUACUCGAUGCCAGACGUCUCCCCACCAGAGGACUCGACAGAAAGCAGCCCCACCACGACGAACGGAGACUCUCAGCAGCGACUCUACCAGGGACUGAACGACAAGCUCAUCCCCAUAUACUGCUCCAUCCUGGCUGCUGUGGUCGUCGGCCUGGUGGCCUUCAUCAUCUUCAAAAGUUGUCACCAUCGAUGAAGAGCCCUGUUUGCUCCUUCCUCUCCACACUAGAGAGAAAGUGGAGAAGCUGCUUUUCAGAGGCGACGAAGGCGACGAUUCCAACCACAUUCAGGACAGCGACUGGUGCAACCUGGCGGGCCUCCUGGGGUACGAGGAGGAGCGAAUUGCCACCUUCCAGCAGGACGAGCAUCCUGUGCGAGCGCUGCUUUCCGACUGGGCGAGCAAAGACUGCGCCAGCGUCGACGCGCUGUGCACGGCGCUGCGUAAGAUCAACCGUGACGACGUCGCCCAGAGUCUAGUGCUCAGCCCGAGCGUUACAAAGCCCACUGCCACUUCUGUAGUCUAACUUUGUUUUAUUGUGUGCAAAAACCCUGGAACCAUGGAACUGAAAAAAAAAGGCACAUUACGUAUAAUUCAUGCUGCAACUGCUUAAUGCUAUCUUCUCAUGAAGCCGCUGGUCUGCAGAUUAAUUAAGUAAUAAAGGGAACGAUGUAAAAAUACACAGAAACUCUAAGAAUAUUAAAUGAAAAAUAAUUUGAGGUAAGCCAUAACAUUUAGAUAAUAUUCUAACAUUUUAAAAUUCACCAUAUAACUUUGUCUUAUAUGAAUCAUUCCAUUUCAAAAACUGCCUUUCCCCAUUUACAACAUCCUGGUUUGACAUUCUUUGAAUUGUUGUCUUGAUUCUGAAACAUCCAUGCUUUUGUAGCUUUGGCGGUCAUAAUCCGAGUUUGUUUCUUUUGCUCUGCGUUACCAAAUACGAGGGAACAUUUUAAAACCGAUCCUGUCAACUGACAUUAUUUACGGGCCGCUUUAAAAUGUUUUAAAUUUAGCCUGACGAAUGGCUUGUGUCUAUAACUGCUCCCCUGAUCAGGCCUGCAUACCUCCGAAGGAUCUGGAUCUGUGCAAACGUGACACUCCGAGGAAGCACCUCCUGGGUUCGUUUGGAGUUGGACGUCUUCCCUUGCACAAAGUCCACAGAAGGGUCAUUUGUUUCCUCUCAUUUUCAAAUUCGUGUUUGAUGAAGGGAGCAGUAGCGCAAACGGACGUUAUCUCGUCUUCAUCGUGAGCGAUGUGCUGCUCGACCUGGAGGUGUGCAGGUCAGGGCAACAUGAUUCCAGUGCAGCUACACGACACAGCUCAGAAAAGAGCAGGAACCCUUGAAGCAUUGGAAAUCCCACUGACAAUCUUAUACCCURUAUAUAUAGUGAAAAAGUAGACAAAUUAUAGGCAUAGAUUUCCUUGACAUAGCCUGUAGCUUUGCAUGCAUGUGCUGUGGAUAAAGCUCACCCUUUAUAUUCUUKGUGAUUAUUUGAGGUUACAGAACACUCCAAAUCCUGCCACUGAUUCUCAUAAWGGGACCAUAUACUGGUUUUAUUUGUAGCUUUGUCACUUAACUCUGUUACUAAAGUAAAGUAUGUCAUUUGGUUAGGUUAGGUUUAGGUUAGUCUACUGUCACAGACAUAAGCAUGCAUGGACAAAUCUCACACAUWGUACAAUCAGGAAUUUAAAUAAAAACCUAAAAUUUACUAGUCUUUCCCUAACUAUAUUUAAAUACAUGCCCAGAGGCCUUACUAAGACCAUGCUCUAGCUGUUGUUUAAUAUUGUAUUGGAAGGAAAAAAAACAAGCGUUUGUUUCUUCUUUGUUUUGAACAAUGAUGUCUGGAUUGGAGGAGGGUCAGAAAAAUGGUUGGAGGUUCUGACGGGAUCAAGCAGUUUCGAGAAAAGAGAUCUCCAUCAACCAUCUGUUUUAGAUACAAGCAUGAAAGCGCGUUUUUACUUUGGGUUGUUUUGUGCCUUAUUGAAUUGAACAUGUGUAAUGUUUGCUUCUGCUUGUGGGAGAAAACAUUUGAAGGAUCAAACCGAUGAACUGUGUUAAAACUCACUCAAACCUUUGCUGUCACCACUGUCAUGCCUCAGUGUUUCUUUACAUGAAGGUGUACUUACUGCUCUCCAAAGGCUGUCACUUAACUCCUAAAUAACAGUUCUACAGUGGUUUGCAAAAGUAUUCAUACCCUUUGAACUUUUCCAUAUUUUGUCACAUUACAACC